Messenger RNA from Balearica regulorum gibbericeps (East African grey crowned-crane), 3089 nucleotides. RefSeq names its product ALS2 C-terminal like (gene ALS2CL). The record is from RefSeq and is a predicted model, not a curated record. Gene Ontology annotation, molecular function: guanyl-nucleotide exchange factor activity; small GTPase binding. Gene Ontology annotation, cellular component: cytoplasm; cytoplasmic vesicle. NCBI's taxonomy places the organism in Eukaryota, Metazoa, Chordata, Aves, Gruiformes, Gruidae. Gene Ontology annotation, biological process: regulation of GTPase activity; endosomal transport.
AUGUGCACGGCUGAAGCAACUGCAUCUCUGCUCCAGGUGGAAGAAACCUUCUUGGCAUGCCUGGCACGGAUAGAUGCCCUCAUCCUCAAGCCUUUGCUCCAGGCAGAGCCUAGUGACCAGAAGGGAAAGGAGAACUUUAAGCUCUUCCUCCUCCUGAAUGAUCGAUUUCAAGCUCUCUGGAACCUCACAGAAGAAAAUUACCGGAUACUGAAACAAAAACAUAGCACCUCCGAAUCAUUCUGCGUCCAGGACAUUUACACUGUCUGGAAAGGAGACCUGUUUCUAAGCCUCUACGUCCAAUAUUUUGUCACUUUUGCAAACUACGUUGUAGUCUAUGGCUUCGAACAUGCCACAAAGAGCAAAAGUGAAGCCUGGAAGCACCAUAAGACAGUGCUGAAACAAUUUCUCACAGACUUCACCUCUGAGACCUCCAUGUCACUGGCCUUAUACACUGUUCUUCACAAACCUAUCCGAGAUCAUGUUGAGCAAUAUACACUGCUCCUUACCAAGCUGAAUGAGGCCCUCAAAGAGGACUCUGAAAAGGACACGUUUACCAGUGCCAUCAAGGAAUAUGUGAAGCUUGAGGCUUUCAUCAGCCAAGUCCUGGAUGAAGCUUGUUUUACCAAGUCCUUAUGGAAAUCCUUGGGCUGCAAAUUCACGGACAUGCUCUGUGUACCUGAAAGGAGGUUGCUGGAAGACAGCAAAAAUCUUCCCAUCUCUGCCAGCACGAAUCGAUCAGACCGGAUCUUGCUCUUCGAUGAUGUCCUUGUGCUAAUUCAGGGAAACAGCUUUCAGAGUUUUGAUCUGAAGCUUGUGUGGGUAGAUGAAAACUGCAGGGAGAAAUCAGCUCCAGGACAGUACGGGCUCCGCAUUAUAACCCCGGAAGAAACGUUCGUUCUCUCUGCCAAAGACCCGCAGAUGAAGGCUGUUUGGCAGUGGAAGCUGAACCAGGCUGUCCGCCAGGCACUGAACGGGAAACGAGAUUUCCCAUUGUGGGGCAAGACUGGUGAAGGCACCGAGCCCCCGUCCUGCCGCUUCUUCACCUAUGUCUUCAGGCUGGAGAGCAAGUUCAAGAGUGCAUCCUAUGAAGGCGAGUGGCAGUGGGGAAAGCCGCAUGGCAAGGGGACACUGAAGUGGCGUGACGGACGCAACCAUGUUGGAGAUUUCAAAGAUGGCUUGGAGCAUGGGUUUGGAAUAUGCCUUGUCCCACGGCGAUCCGAAGACCGGUAUGACUGCUAUAAGUGCCACUGGUAUGAGGGCAAGAUGAGAGGAUAUGGAAUCUGUGAGUAUGGGAAUGAUAUGGUCUACAAAGGUUACUUUAAAGACAACGUGCGUCAAGGGUUUGGGAUACUGGAGAACCUCUCAGCUGACCAUCCAUUUAAAUACACAGGACAGUGGGAAAAUGACAAGAAGAAUGGAUAUGGAGUCUGGGAAGACAAAGAUAGAGGGGAGAGAUACAUAGGGACAUGGCUCGAUGAUCACAAACAUGGACAAGGCAUUGUAGUAACCCAGUCGGGUGUCUGCUAUCAAAGAACAUUUCAUGCUGAUAAAAUGGUGGGUUCUGGGAUUCUGCUCUUGGAAGAUGACUCUGUCUACGAAGGGAACUUCACAGAAGAUCUAACAUUUGUUGGAAAGGGAAAGCUGUCCUUUGCCAAUGGCUUCAUUCUGGAGGGAACCUUUACUAACAAGUUGGGCCAAGGCCUUCAGACGCACGGCAUCCUGAACACAUCGAACGAGCAGCUGGAUGACAGGAUAACCAAAGCUCAGCUGGGCCUCGAGGAGUUCCCAGUGGAGAAGAGAUGGAAGGGAAUCUAUGACCAGUUCCUAGAGUUCAUCCAUUCUGGCUGCAAAGAAGAAACAGAGGAGUCUUUUGUGGGGUUCCACAUACAAACGAGCAAGGAGCUGCGGAAAUCUCAGGAGUACCUCUUCUGCCAAAGGGGGACUGAGGAUGUGUCCUGGAAGAUAGAAGAUAUUCUUGAAGAGCUUGUCCAGCACCAGGGGCUGGAGUCACUACAGAGUUAUUUAGAGAAGGCACUGAAGUCUUCUCUGCACCCACUGGGAAAGCUGCUGAAGGCCUUGACGAUAGCUUUUCAGGCAACAUAUUCUGGGAUUGGGGCCAACAGACAUUUGCUGACUAUGGCACAAGAGGAAGUCAAGUACUAUGCAAAGAAAAUAUGGGAGUUUUACCAGGGUUUGCUCCAUCUGGCACUGGAACAGAAAGGCCAACUGCCUGCAAGGUGUGUGGAUGGAGAUACAAGUGACCAGAAGGCAUGCAGUGUAGUCCUGCCGCUGAUCUUGCCCUGCUUCUACCCUGAGCUUUUCAUGCUCUACAUGCUUUAUCAUGAAAGAGAAGAUGACCUGUACUGCCAAGGGAUCGUGGACCUAAGUCUAUUUCCUGACAUCAAGCUGCUAGAGUUUCUGGAUGUGCAGAAACACCUCUGGCCUCUGAAAGAUCUCACCCUGACAACCAACCAGAGGCGGUCCCUUAUCAAAGACAAGUGCUUCCUGUCCGCCACAGAGUGUUUGCAGAAGCUGAUCACCACGGUGGAUCCCCGGGAAAAGCUGGUGAUCCUCCAGAAGACAUAUGAGGAGAUAGAGAGCACAGUGUCCCGAGUGGUAGAGAAGGACUACAAGCUCCCCAUGGAUGACCUGUUGCCUCUACUGAUGUAUGUUGUAUCCCGAGCAAAAAUACAGCACCUGGGAGCUGAAAUCCAUCUGAUCAGAGACUUGAUGGACCCCAACAAUCAAGGAGGACUGUACGACUUUCUGUUAACAGCACUGGAGUCAUGCUACGAACACAUCCAGAGGAUGAGACUCCACCAAAGGGAGAACUGCCACGUCGCUCACAGCUCCUGAGCCCCAGGACUCGAAGGGAGCCUCCUCCCUGCCGCACUUUCUUGACCAAACACUGUUGGAUGAAGAAGCAAUCAAGUCGCUACUGUUCUGGCUGCCUUUAAAAAGGGAAGAACGGUUAUUUAUCAGAUGAGGGCUUGUUGCUGGGUUUUCUCUUAGACUAGCUAUGAUCGUAAAGCACAGAUGUAUGGAUGCUGUGGGCUGAAAGCCUUCAAUACGUAACCUCAGCUUGUGUU